UCGUCAUUAUUUGUCUGAAAUUCUAGAAUAUCGCAGGUGAGAGUAAGAAUGACGAAUGAGUUGGACAAGAUCAGCAAUAUACCGGGGCACAUAAUGGAUCAAAUACUGUCGUGCUUGCCGAUUAAGGAGGCAGUGAGGACCAGCAUUUUGUCAAGAAAGUGGAGGUACAAAUGGUCCUCUCUUCCAAAACUUGUGUUUGAUAACCAAUGUACCGUGGCCACGGGAGUUCCUUCUCUGCAACCAUCCCCGAAUGAAAACUUAGUGAAGAUCAUUGACGAGGUCCUCUUGCUUCAUACUGGCACAAUACAAAAGUUCAUGCUCUCUCACAAAAGAUUUUACGCCACGAGUAACAUUGACCACUGGAUUCUUCAUCUAUCCAGAGUCUCCGUUAAAGAAAUCGUGCUACACAUCUGGAAAGGGAACUAUUACAAGAUUCCCACCACCUUAUUCAAUUUCCAGGACUUGACUCAUUUGGAACUCCUCCGCUGUGUGGUGAAAAUUCCGUCAACGUUUGAAGGAUGGAAAAACUUGAAAACUUUAUAUCUUUCUCAGGUUAAGCUAUCUCCGGAUGAGCUUGAGGCUCUGAUUUCUCGUUGCCCACUACUAAAAAAUUUAUCUUUGUUAAAGGGGACUGAACAAGUGAACAUCAAAGCUUGCAACCUCGAGUGGCUUUCUCUUCGAGGACGAUUUCAAGAUGUCGAUUUUGGUGUUAUGAACUGUUUGAAGUCAGUCACGAUAGGUUUCAGUGAUGAUAUGGCUAACAAACGUGGACCCGACAAUGCCAACUUGAGCAAUUUGCAAAAAAUUUUCCGAAACCUGCCCAAUAUUCAGAGUCUCAAGCUUGAAGAUUAUUCACUGAAGUAUUUGGCUGUUGGAAAUGUUCCACAGACACUGCCAGAUGAACUUGUUCAUUUGAAGCACCUCUUCUUAUGCAUAGACUUCAAUAAUGUGGAUGAGAUUUUGACUGUUAUGUGCCUGAUAAAAAGGUCUCCCCAGUUGAAACAGGUUGACUUUCAGUCUCGUGCUGAGAAUCAACAGACUGAAUGGAUCAGGACAAUGGCCGAUUUUUGGGAAGACCACCAGUCGUAUUGCCUAGAACAAGUACAAGUUGUAUCAAUGAGCGGAAUUUGUGGUAGUAUGCCAGAGCUGGAAAUUAUGAAGUUUCUUCUUGCCUGUUUGCCGAAACUACGAACGAUGACGAUCAGGCCUAAUUCCAUGAGUGGAGAAGGCAAGUUGUUUAGGGAGUUGCUGCGUUUCCGACGAGCCUCGGCCCAAGCGGAGGUGAUCUUUCUUGAUCCUGUUGAUUCGGAAGCCAAGCCACAUUAAGAUUGAAUCAUACAUGGAAUUAAAAAGAACUGCAUUGU
Rhodamnia argentea is the source of this 1364-nucleotide messenger RNA. Its product is annotated as F-box/FBD/LRR-repeat protein At1g13570-like. Lineage: Eukaryota; Viridiplantae; Streptophyta; Magnoliopsida; Myrtales; Myrtaceae. The transcript is spliced from 3 exons. The record is from RefSeq and is a predicted model, not a curated record. The coding region runs from base 49 to 1326 and encodes 425 amino acids. Gene Ontology annotation, molecular function: protein binding.